AUAAUAAAUUACUGCUUGAAAAAAAUGUUUGUAAUUAAUUCCAAACAAUUUAUAUCGCCAUCACUGUAAGGAGAAGCAAAGCUUUCGCUUAAUAAAAUCUGCGAGUGAGCAAGAACCUCAAAUACUUACGGUUUUAGUUGAUAGCCAGCAGAGUAACCGAGUGCUUGACUUUGUUGUGAAAAUUAAAAGAAACCAGAAAUGACAGAAGAUUUAUGUGCUAUUCAACUAACGUUGCCACAAGGUGAAAUUCGUGGUGCAAAAUGCAAAACUAUUUACGAUCAUGAUUAUGUCAGCUUCGAAGGCAUACCAUAUGCUAAACCACCGUUGGGUAAUUUGCGCUUUAAAUCUCCUCAACCAGCUGAACCAUGGUCUGGUGUGAAGGACUGUAGUAAAUGCGCUAGCAAGCCCAUGCAAAAAAAUGUACUGACUGGUGAAUUGGAAGGUUCAGAAGAUUGCUUAUACUUAAAUGUUUAUGUUAGCAGGCUAAAAUCAGAAAAACCGCUUCCGGUUAUGGUUUAUAUAUAUGGUGGCGGUUUUUUUGAAGGUGAAGCCACAAGAAACUUAUACAGUCCUGACUAUUUUAUGCAAGAAGAUGUUAUACUCGUUACUUUCAAUUAUCGCUUGUGUUCGUUAGGAUUCCUUAGUCUAAAAGAUCCAACUCUACAAGUACCAGGCAAUGCCGGUUUGAAAGAUCAAGUAUUGGCAUUAAAAUGGGUUAAUCAAUACAUAUCUCACUUCAAUGGCGACACAAAUAAUAUCACACUAUUCGGUCAAAGUGCAGGAGGUGCAUCAACUCAUUACAUGAUGGUCACAUCACAGACUAAAGGACUUUUUCAUAAAGCCAUACCAAUGUCUGGUUGCAUAUUAAAUUCUUGGGCUAACACACCACCUAGAGAUUAUGCUUUUCUUUUGGCCAAAUAUCACGAUUACGAAGGUGAAAAUAUUGAUAAGGAUAUAUUGGAAUAUCUGCGUUCUCUUGAUGCUACCAAAUUGGUUAAACAUAAUGUACUUAACAGUGCGGAUCAUAGAAAUGGUGUAAUGUUUCCCUUUGGACCCACAAUAGAGCCAUAUAUUGGUGAAGAUUGUGUUAUACCAGAAGAGCCACUUGAAAUGCUAAAGAGAGCAUGGAGUAAUGAUAUACCAAUUAUGAUAGGUUGUACUUCAUUUGAAGGUUUACUUAUGUAUCCACACCUGAAACAGUUUCCAAUGGCUAUGAAUUUGAUCAAAAAUGAUCCUGAGCUGCUACUACCAAAAAAUAUACGAGAUUUACAUACAGCAGAAGAAAAUAAAAAUUUGAGUGCAGAAUUAAUAAAAUUGCACUUUGGUAAUACUGAACCGAAUGCCGAAUCUAAGUUUAUGUUUAUGGAUUUGUAUUCAUAUAAAGUUUUUUGGCAUGGAGUUCAUCGUACAGUAUUGUCCCGUCUUACAUAUGCUACAGCCCCAACCUUUUUAUAUCGUUUUGAUUUUGACUCUCCGGAUUUCAACUAUCAUCGAAAGAAAUUCUGUGGCGAAGAUCCAGUACGCGGUGUUGCACAUGCUGAUGAGUUGUCUUAUCUAUUCUAUGCUGCACAUUCUUGGAAGCUUUCAACGGAUUCGGCGGAAUUUAAAACUAUACAACGAAUGAUUAGCGUCUGGACUUCAUUUGCCUUGAAGUCUGAUCCAAAUUGUGAUGAAAUCAAACCUAUUGUAUGGGAACCUCUUAAUAAAUCUAAUCCAAACAAAGGAUUGAAUAUAAGCGAAAAUAUUGAUAUCAUUGAUAUACCAGAGAAAUCGAAAUUAGCAGUGUGGGAUACUUUUUAUAGCAAAAAAGAUUUAUUUGUGAUUGAAAUUCACUUUAAAUUACCACAAGGCGAAAUUCGCGGAGCGAGAAGAAGAAGUAUCUAUGGUGACGACUAUUUCAGCUUUGAAGGAAUUCCAUAUGGUAAACCACCUCUAGGUGAUUUGCGUUUCAAAGCACCCCAACCCGCUGAGCCGUGGUCUGGAGAAUUAGAUUGCACCAAGUGUGCAAGUAAACCGGUUCAAAAAAAUAUUAUGACCGGUCAAUUGGAGGGCACAGAAGAUUGUUUAUAUUUAAACGUCUAUGUGAGAAAGUUGAAAUAUAUUAACCGCCUACCAGUCAUGGUUUAUAUAUAUGGUGGUGGAUUCUAUAUGGGAGAAGCGACACAAGACCUCUAUAGUCCCGAUUACUUUAUGCGGGAAGACGUAAUACUUGUCACUCUUAACUAUCGUUUAUGUGCUUUAGGUUUUCUGAGUCUUCAGGAUCCUUCUCUCGAAGUACCAGGCAAUGCUGCAUUAAAAGAUCAGGUACUAGCUUUGAAAUGGGUUAAACAAUACAUAACUCACUUCAAUGGUGACGCUGAUAAUAUCACAUUAUUUGGUGAAAGCGCAGGUGGUGCCUCAACUCAUUAUAUGAUGUGUACAACACAGACAAAAGGUCUUUUCCAUAAAGCCAUACCAAUGUCUGGUUGCAUAUUAAAUACUUGGGCUAAUACACCACAAAAGGAUUAUGCUUAUCUUUUAGCUAAAUAUCACGGUUAUGAAGGCGAGAAUAUUGAUAAAAAUGUAUUAGACUAUUUGCGAAGUCUUGAUGCUACCAAAUUGGUAACGCAUAAUUUGCUUACCGAAACAGAUGUUAGAAAUGGUGUACUAUUUCCAUUUACACCUACAGUGGAACCAUAUAUUGGUGAAGAUUGUGUUAUACCAGAAGAGCCAAUAGAAAUGGUGAGAAAAGCUUGGACUAAUGAUAUACCAAUUAUGAUAGGUGGUACUUCAUUUGAAGGCUUGCUUAUGUAUCCACGUCUAAAACUAUUUCCAAAAGGUAUGAAUUUAGUUAAGACAGAUCCUGAACGAUUGUUACCAAAAGAGGUGCGAGACGCACAUACACCAGAGGAUAAUAAGAAGCUAAGUGCAGAUUUAAUAAAAUUUCAUUUCGGCGAUACUGAACCAAACUCGGAGGCAAUGUUUAAAUUUAUGGAUUUAUACUCAUACAAAGUUUUUUGGCACGGCUUCCAUCGAACAAUUCUUGCACGUCUUGAAUAUGCUAAAGCGCCUACUUACUUAUAUCGUUUUGAUUUUGACUCUCCAGAUUUCAAUCAUUAUCGCAAAAAGUUCUGUGGCGAAGAUCCAGUACGCGGUGUUGCACAUGCUGAUGAUUUGUCUUAUCUGUUCUAUGCUGCACAUUCUUGGAAGCUUUCAACGGAUUCGGCGGAAUUUAAAACUAUACAACGAAUGAUUAACAUCUGGACUUCAUUUGCCUUGAAAUCUGAUCCAAAUUGUGAUGAAAUCAAACCUAUAAUAUGGGAACCACUCAAUAAAUCUAAUCCAAACAAAGGAUUGAAUAUAAGCGAAAAUGUUGAGUUCAUGGAAAUACCAGAAAAAUCGGGAUUGGAGGUGUGGGAUACUUUAUACAAAAAGAAAGAUUUAUAUUAAUUGCUUACACUAUAUUUGAAGUAUAUAUAUCCAUAUUAAUUUUUAAAACAUAUGACAACUUCU
Messenger RNA from Teleopsis dalmanni, 3492 nucleotides. RefSeq lists its product as uncharacterized. The record is from RefSeq and is a predicted model, not a curated record. The transcript is spliced from 10 exons. NCBI's taxonomy places the organism in Eukaryota, Metazoa, Arthropoda, Insecta, Diptera, Diopsidae. The coding region runs from base 199 to 3429 and encodes 1076 amino acids.